Prorocentrum cordatum is the source of this 381-nucleotide messenger RNA. The record is from the annotation of a GenBank genome assembly. Lineage: Eukaryota; Dinophyceae; Prorocentrales; Prorocentraceae.
AUGGGCCGCGCGAAGUGCGACCUAAAUCCAUUCAUAGAACUCGGACCGCGCAGGCUGAUCAAUACAUGUAUGAUGAACAACACCCAGUUCCUCCAGGGAAGAAAAAACAUACGUGAACAUGUUUGCAACAUUGUGCGCCUGGCACUUCGCUCGAAUGGAAGCUGGUUCGAUUGCUCUCUCGGCAUUCUCGACGGCCCCAUCUCCGUCUGCCAUUGGAAAGCGUUGGCGACGUUCGAACAGCUGCGCAACUUCAUCUUCCUGAGGCCAUCGGCAUUCGCCCAAACAAUUUACGUAACGCUCGACAGUGCCGCGCGCCUUGGAUUGGAGGCAACAGGUAAUGCCAAACGACACCAUCAGAUGCAGACCGGUUUUCCGAAAUAA